AUGGCUCGGCUCUACCACCUCACCCUCCUCUCCGUCUUCUUUCUGCUCAUCAUCACCGGCCUCGUGGCUGCCGAUCCGUCCGGAGGGAAGGUCGGCAAGAAGGUGACCAUGACCGUCCAGUUCCCGCCUGCGGACUCGCCGCCGGGGGGGAUGAUCACGAUCUCAACGCACUACGUCCGCGAGGAUGGGGUGCACGACAGCCACGUCCAUCUCGACUGCGACCACCACGAGCCCCAGCUCGGUUCGGCCGCAAAAUACCUUGUCAGGAGCCUGGAGAAGAUACGAGAUGAGGAGGCGUCUCCAUCCGAGUCAGUGGAUGGACGUCCUCUUUGA
Molecule: messenger RNA, 333 nt
Organism: Triticum turgidum subsp. durum (durum wheat)
Lineage: Eukaryota; Viridiplantae; Streptophyta; Magnoliopsida; Poales; Poaceae
Source: the annotation of a GenBank genome assembly